AUGUGCAGCUGCAAAGAGGAAGCUGGCCUGUUUCGUGUGAGAGUAGAGUCGUCCACAGGGAUACAGAUCGUGGGUUGGAAGCUCGAGGCAACAUUUAGGGAGGUGACUGAGCUUGUGAAGAAGUUCCUCGCCGACAACGACUGGGAAAACGAGGAGUGCGACUUCACCUUCGAGCAUUCUGGCAACAAUGUUGAACUCAACGCAGGUUCGAUGACAACCCUUUUGAAGCUACCGGAAGAGAAAAGGAUGGUAAAAGUGACUGUGCAUCAGCGCUUGCUGGUCUACUCUUCCCGUGGCAAGGAGACAUUCGGAGUUGUCAAACUGGGGCAUGGCGGGACGGCAUCUGUCUUUCAGCAUCCGGAUGAGCUCUUGGCACUUAAAGUGGUGUCAAUGAGAGGGAAAAGAAGCAAAGCCAAGGUGGCCUGCGAUGCUAGCGCUCUCGCCAUGAGAACGGAAAUCGACCUGCACAAGGAGAUGAGUCGACAGCUUUCUGGAGUCAUCAAAUACCACUGUGAUGCAGAGGUCAAAUGGCCGGGCGUUGACAAAAUCCCAGGCUUUUUUAUGGAGCGCGCAUGGGACAGUCUGUCAGCAUUGAAGGAGCCGGCGGAAUGGGCCGACGCCAUGUUUUUUAUGCUUACGGAAGUCGGACCUACGCUGCAUGGAUUGCACUUAUUGGGAGUGUACCACAACGACAUCAAGCCAAGCAACCUGCUCCUUGCAGCACAGCCGAUACCGACAAAGAGUUGCGAUGACAGGCCCGUGACGCAGCUGAUGUGCAUCAAGAUUGCCGAUUUCGGAUCUGCGGUCCAGCAUGGGGGGUAUGCGCCAUCAUGGACCGACAUGUACGCGCACCCAGAACUCAAAGAGCACGCUGCUGGGGUUCGACCAUACCCAAAGGCAUGUGCAGAAUAUGAUUGGUAUUCGUUCGGACAGUCCAUGUUCCUGCCGCUUCCCAGGGCUGGUGGGUGUGUGCUCCAACGGUGGCUGUGCAAUUGGGAAACUUUCUGCUCACAAGAGUUGAAGCCCUUCGUGCCGCUAAUAUUCUCAGUUGGGUGUAUCUUGAAAGAUGACCACCCUGCCAUCGGAGCCUUGUGCGCCCAAGUUAGCUGCGGCAUGACUCAGAAGGAGCGUGAGCUGUUGCACUGCUUUGCCGAAAGCCCAGAAGGUGGCAGCGUGAAGUUUGCUCUUACGGAGGAUCUUCAGCGGCGCUCGGUCGCCUCCUUGCAGGUCUCUCUGCGAAGUGGCGCUUCAAGCAACGUUUCCGUCGAUUCAGUGACAAUUCGAGAUGAUGAUUUUAAGUUCUUUCGACUGCAUGCGGAGUGCUGGGCAGCACAGCAUGGCUUGGACUACCGUUCGUUGGCAGCAGCAGGAAUUCUGCAUCAGUUGUCCCAUUAUCAAGAGAGAGAAACCUGCGCUGCGCCACAAAGUCCAGCUGGCAGUCUUGACGGCCAGCAGAUCCACUUAAGAAAGCUGCAAAGCUCGGUCCUCACUCGGCUGAGAGCCCUGCUUGAGGAGGGCUCAUGGCUCGGCGAGGAGGCAGGAGACGAAGAUAUUUUCCAGAGCUUUUCAGAGCUGACCGACUCCACUGCGUUGUUGAUGUCCUCAGAUUCGGUGCAAGCUCCGCUGACCUUGACGCUGGUGACGCCAGAAAACGUGUUUCGCAGCCUCAGCUUCUCCAGUUACUUAAUCAUCCGAGAUCAUCUGAGCUUUCAAUUUCCAGCAGCAGUCUCCAUGUCAAUGUUACGUACAGGUACGGUGACCUCAGUCUUUCUUGCGGCACUCAAGCCUCCGGAGGAGAUCCUCCGCACUAGAGCGAAGACAGCAGCAGCAGCUGUCUGGGCCACGCUAAGACUCCGUACAGGAACAGGCUCCCAAACAUUUCUCGAAGCAACAUGGGAGGAGAUGGCAGCGGAAGUUCUCCACCGCCUAAAGAACCCGGAGCAGUUUCCAAUGGGUCCCGAGCCGGAGAUUACUGUACCAGCUGUGCCUGACAUGAGCGCUCCCUGGAAGAAGUGGGGACCAGUGCCCUGCGAUGCCAGUCAGUUGACAGCAGCAAAAGUUUUGCAGGCCUGGGUGGAUGGAUUUCACACCAGUUUCAGUCGCCACGAGCUCGUAGAGGACAGAUACGUGUUCAAGUGGGCCAAGGAUUACUUCAAUUGGCACGGCUACAACUUUGUGAUGGUGCACACGGAGAGGAACCCGACGCCGCUGCAUGCGCAAGACCUGGAAGUGGACGAAUUGGAAGUCCCGAAAGGAAGCUUCGGCUCACGUUGCUUUUGGAUGUGUGCAGCCCCUGGCACCGUCCGAUUCCAAGUCAGAAUUGACGGACUACAGGGCCAUGCGUCAAGGAAGUUUGCACCUUGGGGUGUUUGGAACGGCCAGGAAGACGGUGACAUCGUGAGCUUUGGAUGA
Molecule: messenger RNA, 2412 nt
Organism: Symbiodinium natans
Lineage: Eukaryota; Dinophyceae; Suessiales; Symbiodiniaceae
Source: the annotation of a GenBank genome assembly